AUGUCGUCUUCUUUCGAACCGUCGCUUUCCACAAGCGGCAUGCGUCCCCCCUUAGCCUCAGCAGAUGCGCCCUCCAUGGCAGACUCCUUACCUAGCGUCAAUUUUGGAUUCGAGGAUCUGCGCAAUCGCAUGGCUCAGUUUACAGCAAGAUUUGACGCAUUUAUUGAAAAGGGCCGUAAACAAGUCCUUGAAGAAACAAACCAAUUUCACAUCAAUCUCGCUGAGUUGCAGGAGAAUCAACGAAUGCGUCAGCGCGAUAUCGAAAUAGAGAACCUGAAAGCCCAAACCCAUGCACAGACGCUACAAAAAGAAUCCGCCGAGGCCGCUGAAAUGCACGCCGCCAUCUCCUCAAUAACCCUGGAGCGCGACUCACGACUCACAAAGCGCGAUCGCCUCAGGCAACAAAUCGCGGAAACUCAGAAGGCAAUCAACCAAAGACUGGAGGCACAAAAGAAUCACGCGAGAAAUUUGGAUGCGCAAUCGCGUCUCAACAACCCGGAGUUGGAGUUCUGGCAGGAUUAUCUGUGUUUACGGAUUGACGGCGCCGGUCGAGAAGACCGAUUGAAAUUUGUUUACAAUCAUAUUGUGGAGAAGGAUUGGGAAGCCGAAGCAUGGUUCGAGUUAGGAACUGCUAGUCGUGAUUACGAGGUAUUCCAUACCCGGCCUAAGGUGGACCGGGAUGCGUUGGAGCGCGAGGUGGAACUUGUCAAUGAUGAUCGGGAUUUCGGGGCCUUCCUCAAGCGAAUGCGCAAGUUAUUCGUUGAUACAAUGAACUGA
This is a messenger RNA of Penicillium angulare, 777 nucleotides long. Its product is annotated as kinetochore Spc25 family protein. The transcript has 2 exons. Gene Ontology annotation, biological process: chromosome segregation. Bases 1 to 777 code for a protein of 258 amino acids. NCBI's taxonomy places the organism in Eukaryota, Fungi, Ascomycota, Eurotiomycetes, Eurotiales, Aspergillaceae. Gene Ontology annotation, cellular component: Ndc80 complex. The record is from RefSeq and is a predicted model, not a curated record.